CUUCCUUCCUGCCGAUUGCAUCACCUCGGGACCUCUCGCCUAGCAUUUGUUUACGUUCGCGUGCGUGAAAAUAUUUACAAUUACCGCCGCCGCACCGACGAUACCGACGGCCUUUGGGGUGCGUAAAUGAUGGAAAGUCUCGUAGUUAAUGUUCCAAAAAUAGAGCCGACGAUUUAUGGGCUAACCUUGGAACCAUCGCGUCGUUCAUUUUGGCAAAAAUCUUUGCGCGAUCGCGAUCACCAGUCCAGAGAUCGCUUUAGCAAGCUGGACGACUGGAACAACAAUACGUCGAGGCGGUCCAAUAGAAGCAGGCAAUCAAAGCGUGUAAUGAACAUUUGGGCAAUAAAGUACCUCCAUUAUGAUUCCUCCCCUUAGCCCUCUCUCUCUCUCUAGGCUGCCAUUGAACGGGAACAGCGCUUUGCACUAGCCCCCGGCGCCUACUACUACUCCAUGCAACAUUGAUGUGCCAUUGAUGCUAAUGGAUUUCGCAUUGCGAAUGGCGGCUCAGUACACACACUCAUAGUAGGCGAAUGAGCCAACCGGCGUUCCAUAUUGAUCCCGAUUUCGGUGCCCGCCUGAACCGGGAAGGUGGGAUGCCUAUGCUCUUGCCCCAAUUUUCCGGCCAGCCGCCACUGGAGAUCUUCUUCUUUUAAUUAAAUCAUCAUCAGUCCUCCUUCCUCUCUCGCUCUCUCUCUCUCUCUACCUUCCAUCGCUUUGCGAGAGAGAAGCAUACCGAUCACGCGCGCAAACAUGGACCGUUGCCUUGGUUGCCGUCGCCGCCGCCGCCACCGUGAAUCUCGGUUUAGUUAUCCAAAAAAAACCGACACACCCGGUAUCCAACAGCACUCUCCUACACCGAACCGAAGGAGGGGCCGCAUGGUCUUCUCUCUGCCCCACUGGCUUGCUCUCUCUCUCUCUCUGUCUGUCUGUCUAUUUCUCUGUGUGGAGCAGAUUUUGACGUAGAUAAAACUGGCUCGCUCGCGGUCCGUAAGGGGCAACCGACGCACCUCGAAUCGGUUGUGACCGACAGUUUCAGAUUUUCGGCUGGCCAACCACCACCAUACCCGACGGACGGUGCGCUUGUGCUCUGUCUUUUCUGGUGUCGCUGGUCUGGCUUUUGUGGAGCGUUGAUCCAUCGCGAUUCGCGCUUCUUGGUGACAAACGGUUCUGUCCUGUUUGUUUGGUGAAACCUUGUGAAACAACGCGUGUGCCAUGGUGGACAGACCGAGUGGACGAACCAGUGCAGCAAAGUGAAAAAGGAAAAUUUGGAAAACCAAACCCCGUAUUGGCAGUGGUGGCGACGACGCCGUCGUCCAUGUGUGUGUGUGUGUGCAUUUUUGUGCGACAAGCAGUAGAAGAAAAUGAUGUCGACGAGGAGGUAUCAGUGACAAGUGAAGCAAUCAAGAAGGACCCCUAACCCCCUCCUCCAAAAACCCUCCCCUCUCGUGCCUCUCGAUCUACCACCAUCAAAUGCAGUGAAGAUGAUGAAGCGGAACUACGAUGUGCAGCAGGUGGCAUCCACCUUCGAUGGUGGCAAGCACCAUUCGGGCUCCUCGACGAACCUAUUCGACAAGAUCACGAAGCGCUACUCGGGCGUUAUCGGGGCCCGGUUUUUGCGUAAAAAUCCGGGCCGUAAGGGUGGCGUGGCGGAACCGUUGUCCGAUAGCUACGAUAUGUGCGGUAACCGAUCGGAUGACUUUCGACCGGAGAUCGGCGCCCCGGUGCUAAUCUCCAAGACGAUGAAGUUCGACUUUGAUACGGAUUCGUCGAUCGAACAGUUGCCUCUGCCCCGGCCACCGGUAACCGGAACCGGGACGGGCACAACGGGCAUCGGUGCACGGGGACGAUCCGUGGCAACACCGUCCACCUCGGGCGACAGCGACGUGUAUGUCGAUGCGAACAGUUCGCUGCCGAACUUUGGUGACAUUAAGUUCACCUUCCUACCGGAGCGCAACAAUAAUUGCAGCGCAUUCCGGAACGAGAAUGUCCGGCAGGAGCAGCAGUACCAGCAGCAACAGGAAUCGAAUCUGGCACGAAUGUUGGAGAAGAACCGUUCCAAAUCGGCUCACAAUCUGCAUCGUGGGUUCGGGGAUCAACGCCUGGCGUUAGUAAAGGCACCCUCCCUUAAUCUGUCCGCCCCGGUCACCACUUACUCCUCCUCCCCGGGGGCUGUCAGUGUCGGGCAGACGGUGGUACGAGUUCCUAAUGGUAGUGUGGUAGCCCGAUGUACGUCGGCUUCCGUACCGAACAGUCCGGCCGUCGAGAGUAUCUAUGACUUUCCGCGCAGUACACGAUCCGAUGGCAUCCGGAAGCCACACGGCGAGUCUCAGUAUGAUCUGACGCGAUCCCAUCACGUACUGAACGAGAUCAAUCUGUCGCUGGUGAGUGAUGAUAGUGUCGAGGGCCAUAACCUCUACCAGAACCUACCGAGUCCGGACCGGUACGAUGUGCCGAGUUCCUGCCUCGUGGCGGGCAGUGAUCUGGAGCGAAGCUUCCCGAGUGCCCGGCGUAGUAGCGUCGCAUCGGAUCAAUCGACACAGGAAGAAGAAUUCGAUAUGAAAUCGGCCAGCUUCCAGAGUUUAGCCGAUGCGAACGGUUCCGGGGGCCAGCUGGUGGUCUCGAUGGAAGAGCUGAACGAGUUGACGCGCCAGAUCAACGAAGCGAUCAGUACGUUCGGGGAUGGUGAUGGUUCCGCAUUCGCGCCGAUCACGCUACCGGACAGUGACGAGUACUGUGAGCAUCGGCAGCAGCUGCACCCAUCCGAGCGGCGGUUAACGCUGAUGAAGAACCGGGCCGUAUCCGGGAAGCACUUGCUCGAUUUCGAGCGACGGAAGGCGAAGAUUACGAAGAAGUGGAGCGGAUUCAAGAGCUGGAUCGGGGAGGAACAGGGCCGCAUACGGGAGGUGGUGAAUAAGCAUGCGGCCCUCCAGCGGGUUGGCAGUGAGCCCGUGGACCAAAGUGCCAAAGCGGUCAAGCGCCAGAACAGUGACCUGACGACGACGACGAUCAGUAGUGACCAGAGUUCCGGUCGUACCGGUACCACCGAGCACGAGCAGACGAUGGCGACGGUGGUUUCGGAAUCGAGCGGAGGAACCGAAGCCCGCCAUGAGCGUUCCAGAUCGUCCGAGGAUCGCUUCGAGGGCAGCAAGACGAUCCGCCGUAAGAGUGCCAAUGCGGAAAUUCUCGAGGGCCAAAAUGGAUUCGAGGAGGUUCGUCGCUACGUCAAGCAGGGCGGUGACUUUGGUAAGGAUCUGGUCGCCAUUCUGCACGAGAGGAGCGAGCUGGAGCAGCUGUACGCAAAAUCGCUGUCGAAGAUCGCCAACAAGUUGAACAAAGCGUGCCGCGAUCUACCGGGUACGAUCGCUGAAUCGUGGCGUGCCGUCUCAACGGAACUCGAGGGACGCAGUGAGGUGCAUCGGCAGUUCUCCAAUUCGCUGGCAGAGGAGAUCGUGAAACCACUGAAGGCGGUUAUCGAUAAUCAGCAUAAGGCACGGAAAACGAUCGAAACGAAUGUGGACAAAUCGGCGCGCAUCCUAGCCGAGUGGCGAACGGCCGAGGUGAAGGCGAAGAAGAACUCGCACGGUGCGGCCCGGGAAAACGAGAAGCUCCAGGAUGCGAUGCUGGAUGUGAAACUCCAACGAACGCCCUCGAUCGGUCUGCUGCACAAGGCGAACGAAAAGGAUGCCAAGGUAUCGGAGAAGGACAGCACCAAGCUGGAAAGCAAACGGAAAAAGGCAGAAGAAGCGGUCAAAAAGGCGGACGUCGAGUACUACACGCUCUGCAUCCGGGCGGAACGGGCCCGCGUCGACUGGGAAAUGUCGGUCCUGCGCGGUUCCUCCAUGCUCCAAACGCUCGAAAGCCAACGGUUGAAUCAAUUCAAAACCUACGUCUCGGAUUACCUGAAGCUGUCGGCCGAGAUGAGCCCGCUGUUAACGAAAACGAUCGAUCGGCUCGGACCGCAGGUGGCACUGUGCAGUGUGGCCAAGGAUCUGGACGUCCUGAAGAACAUACGCCGCGCAACGGAAGGUCCUAGCGAGCAGCUGCUUCCUGACUUUUACUGCGAGCAUACGACGCUUGCGAUGAACCGGGAACGUCGUAAGCAAUCGUUGGUUAAGCUACUGCAGCUGAUCCGCCAAGAUCUGGACCGGGAGCGACGAUCACGCAAUGGGCUGAAGGGUUUCUCCCAAACGCUGGACAAAACUGGCGAAAGCAAUCAGAACAUUGCCGACAAACUGUACCACAUAAGAUCGAUGCUCACGUAUUUGGAGGGUGCACGGUAUAAGCUGCAAUCGGCACUCCUAGAGCUGGACCAUAAACCACGCUCCAGCCAUCCUCUUGCGCAACACAUUCAGAUAACACGUGAUCGGACGGGACUGCAGACGAGCGUGUUGAAGGUACCCCUUUGGUUGAAGCACGAACAGGACGAUGAAACGGGAGCAACACCAAGCAAUGGUACCGUGGCGUGCGACGAAACGGAGACGCCAGCGAGCUGUCUGGACAUCAAGAACGAUACACUUAUCAAGCAUAUCGUACACAAGUACGCCCGAAACAAUGGUACCACCAAUGGUGAUAGUCAAGAGCAUUAUACCAUCAGCAAGGCGGGUAAAUCGGCGCUCCAUGAUGAAAACAGUCCGGCGUGGGAUCGCGGCGUGGCUGAUGGAGUGUCCAACCAGCCCGAUUCAGACUUUGAUGAAUUUUCAUCGCAAGACGAAGACGAGGAUCGCUGUUCGGUGGCACCGAAGCAACAUCACGAGCACACGAACGGUGGUGGCCAUACGACAACGGUGGUAAUCAAUGGUGGCCUAAAUGGCAACGAUCACAGCGCGGACACAAUCGCAACGACCAACGGAACAUCCGCGUCAUCGACGGCCGUCGUUCUUGGCCGCUGCCGGGCACUGUUCAACUACACACCAAAGCUUUACGACGAGCUGGAGCUACAGCCCGGCGACAUACUCGAGGUGCACAUCAAGCAGGAAGAUGGUUGGUGGCUCGGUGCGCUCCGUGGCCAGAUUGGCAUCUUUCCGGCGACCUACGUCGAGGAGAUACCGUGAUCGGUUCCACCCUGUCCGUACGAGUACGAGGGGCCAUCAAUCUCGGGGCUCAGCAAAUGUGUGUUGUUGUACAUAAAAGAAUGAACUGGUAGCCGAGGAGUAUGUCGGAUGUAAUCUCUCGAAAUUCUCGAAAAAGGCACCGGAAACUGUGCGGGAAACUGUUGCGCACAAACACAAAGAGACCAAAACGAAUACGUGUUCAGAUGUGAGAUUCAAGGACGGGUUUGUACUGGCAGCUCUUAUCGUUAUCCAAAGUGUAUAUUAUGAAGCGAAAUGUGAGGCGGUGUGUACAUAAGUGGCCAAUUGUGUAAUAUCAGACUAACUGUUACGAUGUCGUCGAUCGAAAAAUGUUUUUUUUGUGGAAAUCCUGUUAUUGUAGAAAGCGAAAGAAUAAAGAUAUUUGUGUAUUUAAACCAUGAAGAGAA
Messenger RNA from Anopheles darlingi, 5476 nucleotides. It is a transcript of the gene Nost, whose product is annotated as nostrin. NCBI's taxonomy places the organism in Eukaryota, Metazoa, Arthropoda, Insecta, Diptera, Culicidae. Bases 1482 to 5051 code for a protein of 1189 amino acids. Gene Ontology annotation, cellular component: plasma membrane; cytoplasm. The transcript is spliced from 8 exons. Gene Ontology annotation, molecular function: protein binding. The record is from RefSeq and is a predicted model, not a curated record.